AUGGUGCACUCAGUCUCGGUCGGACCACACACACAGUGGAACGCGCUGUUGAUUGCGGCGUAUUGGACCAACAGUCUAGGAAAGAACCUCGACACCAUCACCCAAGAGCUCGAGCAGCAAGCCCAGUUCGUCAAGGAGAGGAUGCGGCGGGCGGACGAGGAGAGGAAGGCCAAUAAGGCCCUGCUGACCCGUGGCGCGGUGCUCGAGGCGGCCAGUCAGGACUGCCGACACUGUGGUGGCAUCGCAGCGGUGCACAUUCCCUCGCGCCUGCUCUUUGGCUACUGCCAGGUGUGCGGCAAGCUCGCCCAACGGCGGCCGUAG
Acanthamoeba castellanii str. Neff is the source of this 321-nucleotide messenger RNA. RefSeq lists its product as uncharacterized. The transcript has 3 exons. Lineage: Eukaryota; Discosea; Longamoebia; Acanthamoebidae. The record is from RefSeq and is a predicted model, not a curated record. Bases 1 to 321 code for a protein of 106 amino acids.